AUGGCUGCUUCACGGGGCUUGCCGUAUGGCGUUCUUGCUGGCCGAGGCGGGGGGCGAACAGCCUUCGAGCCGAAUUCUGACCCGUCAUCCCCGCCGCCCCGUCGUGGGGCGCCGGACGACGUGCCGUUGGAUGCGCCGGAUGCGGUGGACUUGCCGGAGUUGCCGGGCGCGUGCCGCACAGUGGAGCAGCGUCACAGCGGAGCUUUGCGGCGGAGACGGCUGCAAGUGACUGCGCAGUUGCUCCCUAUCGCUGCUCGCAUCGCUUGGCAGCAAGCCACUGGUAGCGACCAAGCAGUGGAGAACACCCGUCGCUUGCAACAUGUUUUGGAGGCACUGGGCCCCGCCUUCGUGAAGUUGGGCCAAGCAGCGGCCUGUCGCGAAGACAUUUUGAGCCAAGCAGUGGCCGCUGAGCUUCGGAAGCUUUGCGACCAGGUCGCACCCUUUGACCACCUCGAGGCCCGACGCUUGGUCGAAUGCCAGCUGGGCGGCGCAGCCGCUGCGGCCGCAGCCGCGCGGGUCACGGCGGAGAGCUGUGUGGCCGCGGCCAGCCUGGGGCAGGUGUAUCGCAUCCAGUUGCAUGGUCAGACCUUUGCCAUGAAAGUUCAACGUCCUGGAUUGAAUCGGGCCCUUGCCAUCGAUGUGGUCAUACUGAAAGGCAUGGCUCGUGUUCUCCGCUGGCUGGUUCGGCACUUCAUGGCUGCAAGUGUCGACCCAGUUCAGAUUGUGGACGAUUGGGCUAAGACCCUUUGGGACGAGCUGGACUACAAGAAGGAGGCGCAAAGUAUGGAGGACAUGCGACACGCUCUUUGUGGCUCUGUGAAGGGUUUGGUGAUCCCGAGGGUACAAUGGCCUUUGACCUCGCUAAGGGUCUUGGCCACCGAAUGGGUGGAGGGCCAAAAGCUCACAGAGUUCCCCCGAGCGGUGAAGAAUCAGCACGUGGGCAUCGGUGUGGAAGCCUUUGCGGCCAUGAUCCUGGAUGUGGGGGUGGUCCAUGCUGAUCCGCACCCUGGGAACUUCAUCGUCACCGGCGACGCCGAGAUUUGCUUGCUGGACUUCGGCAUGGUCUGCCGGGUCCCGGAAGCUCAUCGCCGUGCCUGGGCCCAGUGCGUGGUGGACCUCGUGCGCAAGGACCACAGUGCUGUCCUGGACGACCUCAUCGAGAUCGGCUUUUUCCCAGCGGACUGCCCUCGCCACGAGAUUUUGCCCGUCAUGUCCAAGAUUUGGGCCAAGCUAGUGGAGUGCGGCAGCGACAUCCACAAGCGGAAAAGCGCUGUGCAGUUGCUCUACCAGGAGAUUUUGACCUUGGUCCGGCGGUUUGAGUUUAGCUUGCCUGAUUACUAUGUGGCCCUCGUGCGCGCGCUGCUCACAUUGGAGGGCAUUGCGCUGGCAGCAGACUGCAAUUUCGACAUCUUCGAAGCGGCCUUCCCCGUGGCCUUACGCUUCCUCUCUUCGCCCCGCCGCGGCCUCGGCCUCUCCAGCGCUGGCCGCUGGGGCGCGCGCCUGCUGCAGAACCGACAGGUGGCGCGGCUAGUCCUGCGAAGCGCCAACAUGAACUAUAGAGCCGCACUUGGUGCAGUGCUGUUCCUGUGGAUUGCUUUGCUGUCCUACUCGGCCUCUUCCUUCGCCAACCGGUGA
Durusdinium trenchii is the source of this 1635-nucleotide messenger RNA. The record is from the annotation of a GenBank genome assembly. NCBI's taxonomy places the organism in Eukaryota, Dinophyceae, Suessiales, Symbiodiniaceae.